GUUAUACUGGAGUGAAAGAGAAAUGGGCAGCGAGGCAGAACACGUACGCAAACUAAUGCUUGAGAUCCUCGACUCGCCCGAAGCCCUGACAUGUGAUGCAAUACUCCUGUCGGGCGGACUGGACACGUCCAUCGCGUCGGAAGCAAUGCUAGCGCAGGCCAAGCACCGGGCGCAGCUCGCGCAUGGCCUCACAGCCCGGAUUUGUUUCCGCGAGCGCCCGAGGACAUCAAGUACGCGCAAAAGGAUUGCGUCCAAGCUUGGCCUCACGCACCACAAGCUGACGCCUUCAUUGGAGGACUUGCUGACCGGUGACACCAUGCGGCUAUGCGUUCGCGUGCUGCGCACAUUCGACGGCAUGGGGCUGCGCAACUCGGUAGUAAUUGCCUACGCUCUGCAGGUUGCCAAGCAGAUCGGCUGCCGCCGCAUCUGCACUGGUGACGGCGCCGACGAGCUCUUCGCCGGCUACUCGUUCAUGCACAAGAUGGAGGACACGGAUUUGCGCAAGUACACCGAGAACAUGCUUAGGACCAUGCAGUUCUGCGCGUUCCCCCUAGCCAAGGAGCUCGGCAUCCAAGGUCUGGUGUUACGGCAGGCGUUCCCCGAGGUUGUCUCGGCAGCUCGCGUGAAGGAGCCGAUUGAGGGGUUCAUUGCCCAGCGUAUUUCCGAUGGCCAGUUCGCCGAGGAGGCGAGGGAGGCCCUGGAAAAGUAUGAUAUUGUGGUGCGCGACAAGGAGCGGCUCGCGUACUUCCGCACAUUCAGAGCCGAGGUGCUGGGCCAGAUGAGCCGCUAUGGCUCGGAUGCAUGCCCGGACUGCAAAUUUAGGACUCCGUGAUGGCACCAGCUUCUGCAGUGUCUGUGGACUGUAUCCCGCGCGACCGAUUACCAAGGACUGAGGGGAGGGAAGAACAAUACUGUGACGC
Linderina pennispora is the source of this 920-nucleotide messenger RNA. RefSeq lists its product as uncharacterized. Gene Ontology annotation, molecular function: asparagine synthase (glutamine-hydrolyzing) activity. The transcript has 5 exons. NCBI's taxonomy places the organism in Eukaryota, Fungi, Kickxellomycota, Kickxellomycetes, Kickxellales, Kickxellaceae. The coding region runs from base 146 to 832 and encodes 228 amino acids. The record is from RefSeq and is a predicted model, not a curated record. Gene Ontology annotation, cellular component: cytosol.